Molecule: messenger RNA, 1355 nt
Organism: Myodes glareolus (Bank vole)
Lineage: Eukaryota; Metazoa; Chordata; Mammalia; Rodentia; Cricetidae
Source: RefSeq, a predicted model, not a curated record
GGGGAAUGUGAGGAAGGCGAUCAGCAGCCGGCUCUGUCGAGGGUCUUGCUGGACCUGAGGGUGUGAGCCGAGAUGGAAGGAACAGUUCCGGCGACCUUCCUAGUCCACUAAGCGCACAGGAACCCCCCCGACCAGUGACAGGAAAUGGUGACAGGAAUUAUGGGCUUCCAAAUGCUCCCGCCCAUUAGUUUUUACAAACAUUCUAUGCGGGAAUGUCUGGGUCUCUGCCUUUACGGAAGGAGUUACCAGACUAGACAGAAGAAAGUGGGGAUUAACCUAAAGACCGCACUUGGAUAAGCGCGGUAGUAAGGACGAACAGUGAUGGCAGGAACUUGGGUGGGCUGGCAGAGGAGGUGGACGACAAGGUUCUUCAUGCUGCUUUUAUCCCAUUUGGAGACAUCACAGAUAUUCAGAUUCCUCUGGACUAUGAAACAGAAAAGCACCGAGGAUUUGCUUUUGUUGAAUUUGAGUUGGCAGAGGAUGCUGCAGCAGCUAUCGACAACAUGAAUGAAUCUGAACUCUUUGGACGGACAAUCCGUGUCAAUUUGGCCAAACCCAUGAGAAUUAAAGAGGGCUCUUCCAGACCAGUUUGGUCAGAUGAUGACUGGUUGAAGAAGUUUUCUGGGAAGACUCUUGAAGAGAAUAAAGAAGAAGAAGGACCCGAGCCUCCCAAAGCAGAAACCCAGGAGGGAGAACCCACUACAAAAAAAGCGCGGUCAAAUCCUCAGGUUUACAUGGACAUCAAGAUUGGAAACAAGCCAGCUGGCCGAAUCCAAAUGCUGUUACGUUCUGAUGUUGUUCCCAUGACAGCAGAGAAUUUCCGUUGCCUGUGCACCCAUGAAAAGGGCUUUGGCUUCAAGGGAAGCAGCUUCCACCGCAUCAUCCCCCAGUUCAUGUGCCAGGGUGGUGAUUUCACAAACCACAACGGCACGGGGGGCAAGUCCAUCUAUGGAAAGAAGUUUGAUGAUGAAAACUUCAUUCUCAAACACACAGGACCAGGCCUUCUCUCCAUGGCCAAUUCUGGCCCAAACACCAAUGGCUCCCAGUUCUUCCUGACCUGUGAUAAGACAGAUUGGCUGGACGGCAAGCAUGUGGUAUUCGGGGAGAUCACUGAAGGCCUGGAUGUCUUACGGCAGAUUGAGGCUCAGGGCAGCAAGGACGGGAAGCCAAAGCAGAAGGUGAUCAUCGCUGACUGCGGAGAAUACAUGUGACGCUGUGCUUGUCCUCACUCUGCACACAGGGACGGGGCUGCCAGGCCGCCGGCCUAGACAGUGCACUACCAGUAUGUCCUGAGCUGACUAGAUCCAUUUUAUUUGCUAAAAUAAACUAUUUUUUUGUACUGUUGCCUCCAUCAA